AUGACUAGCAAAGACUACUACUUUGACUCGUACGCGCACUUUGGGAUCCACGAGGAGAUGCUCAAGGACGAGGUCCGCACGGUCUCAUACCGCGACUCGAUCAUCAAGAACAAGCAUCUGUUCAAGGACAAGAUUGUGCUUGACGUGGGCUGCGGCACGGGUAUCCUGUCGAUGUUCGCCGCCAAGGCCGGCGCCAAGCACGUAAUCGGUGUGGACAUGUCGAACAUCAUCGACAAGGCCAAGCUGAUUGUGGCCGAGAACGGUCUGUCAGACAAAGUCACCCUGCUGAAGGGCAAGAUGGAGGAGAUUGUUCUGCCGUACGACCACGUCGAUAUCAUCAUUUCCGAGUGGAUGGGCUACUUUUUGCUGUACGAGAGCAUGCUGGACACGGUUCUGGUUGCGCGCGACAAGUACCUAAGCCCUGGCGGCAUGAUCUUCCCCGACACGGCGACCAUGGUGAUCUCGACGAUCGAGGACGGCGACUACCGGGAGGAGAAGCUCGGCUUCUGGGACAACGUCUAUGGCUUCUCGAUGUCGUGCAUCAAGGAGGCUGCGCUGAAGGAGCCGCUGGUCGACACUGUUGAGUCGCGGUUCGUCAACUCGACGCCCAUGGUGUUCAAGACUAUCGAUAUCCUGACUGUCAAGAAGGAGGAUCUGACGUUCCAGGUGCCGUUCGAGAUCGAGGUGUCGCGCGACGACUACGUCCACGCGUUCAUCUCGUGGUUCGACAUUGAGUUCCGUGCCUGCCACAAGCCUGUGCGCUUCUCGACCGGGCCAUUCGCCAAGUACACGCACUGGAAGCAGACUGUGUUCUACACUCCCGAUUCGAUGACCGUGUGCAAGGGCGACAAGAUCUCGGGCGAGAUCACAUGUGCGCCCAACAAGGAGAACCCGCGCGACCUCGACAUCAUCAUCAGCUAUGAGCUCGAUGGCAAGGAGGCCAAGGCCAAGGACAGCCUCGAGUACCGGAUGUGCUAG
This is a messenger RNA of Linderina pennispora, 978 nucleotides long. RefSeq names its product S-adenosyl-L-methionine-dependent methyltransferase. The transcript has a single exon. NCBI's taxonomy places the organism in Eukaryota, Fungi, Kickxellomycota, Kickxellomycetes, Kickxellales, Kickxellaceae. Gene Ontology annotation, molecular function: protein-arginine N-methyltransferase activity. Gene Ontology annotation, biological process: peptidyl-arginine methylation. Gene Ontology annotation, cellular component: nucleus. The coding region runs from base 1 to 978 and encodes 325 amino acids. The record is from RefSeq and is a predicted model, not a curated record.